CGAUUACAGGAAACUGUACCACACGGUGACAUUUGACAAGAAAACCCUCCAACAUGGCGUAACAAAUAUUAUUAAUCAAACAUUUGUUUGUUUAUAUUUUAACACUAAUUGGUGAUAGUGGCGUAACAUAAACACUCGUUUGUGGCGAUGUCUCGCGUUAAGUCGCGCCAGAAUGUCGAAAUUUGUGGCGACUGUGGUGCCCCUGAUGCGACUUGGGCUUCCAUAAAUAAGGGCAUUCUGCUCUGUACGCAAUGCUGCAGCAUACACCGCAGUCUCGGGCGGCACAUCUCACAAGUGAAGUCGCUCCAAAAGGGCAGUUGGAACCCGAACCAAUUAGCUAUGGUGUGUACGUUGAAUAAUAACGGGGCUAACAGCAUAUGGGAGCACAAUCUUCUGGAGAACAACGGGAAAUUGAUGAAAAAGAAGCCCAAUCCCAAAGAUGCCAUCAGUGUCAAGAGCGAGUUUAUUAAGGCGAAGCACCUGCAGUGCGCUUAUACGUUCCGCGACAACGCCACCUAUGACGAGGGGCUUGAAAAUGAGCUGGGGAAGCAGCUGCACGCUAGCGUGAGGACACCAAAUUUGGAGACUUCGUUCCGGUUACUUGUGCAAGGAGCUGAUCCGAAUUAUUUUCACGAUGAAAGGGGCACCACACCCCUACAUAUAGCCGCUAAAACUGAGCAGAAGUUACAAGUGGAACUUUUGUUAGUUUACGGUGCUGAUCCAACAUUCCCAGAUGCCCACGGCAAAACACCCAUCGAUUAUGCAAAGAAAAAUGUCAAUAAAGAUUUGUUGAACAGAUUAAUAGAAAGUCAAUAUGAAGUUACGGAUGCGUUCAUACAGUAUUUGACUCACAAGAGGCCGGAUCACCAAAAUGGCAUACAUUUUAUUUUGCCACAAGGCGGCUUUGAAUCAAAUCCUAAUUCCCUCACAAAGUUGCAAAAGAUGAAAAAUGCGCUCUUUGAACAGUUAGCCAUGGACGUGUAUGAUGAAAUUGACAGGCGGGAAACAGAAGCAAUUUGGUUGAGUUGCGUGGACGCAAUUGAUCUAAACGUGGUCCCUUUCCUUCCCGUGGACUCAACAAUGUCAAAACCGCGAAAUCAAGGUCGUCAAAAAUUGGCCCGUUUUUCAACUCCUGAAUUAAAAAGUCUAGUUUUUGAUAUCUUAAUUGACACACAAAGACGCCAGUUGUUAUCCGAGACAGGCCCCAAUCGAACGCACCUUCGUGAAUAUUCGCCCGUUUCGGACGACGAUCCGCUUUACGACUCUGUGGCACCUGACGAAGAUUACGCAUUGCCGCCAAUUCAAGAAAACGAAAAACCACAAACCGACACCGUCGAACAGCUCACAAAACAAUUGAAGGCGUCGGACAGCACCAUCUGUGAUCUCAAAGCGGAAGUGAAUCAAUUAAAAGCGCACGUCGAGAGUUUGAAGUGCGAAAAUAUCGAACUGAAAACGCGUUUGUCCCAGUGCAAAGUUCCAGAGACCAAUAACAGUAUUAACGGCGAUGAGUUUAGUUCGCUACAACCGAUAAUAUCGAACGGUGAUGUUGAUUUGCGACAAAAUCGUAAAAAUCAGCGUCCGUCGAGCAUGUAUGAGACUCGAGAAGGCCUAAAAACACCAAAUUGGCAAUUGUUGAAAAAUCAAAUCAAGCAAAACGAUCAAUUACGCAACGCCACGCAAAGUUUGUACGGGACGGCUCAAGACAAACAAACCGUUUUUGAAUGCACCGAAUUGAUAACACGAAGUAUUCAACAGUUGUGUAAAAGUAUUCAGGAUCGGGAUAAAGAAGAUUGUGUCGAUAGUGGGGAAAAAGUCAAGUUUGCUGUACUCAGACUUGCCACGAUCUUGCCGAAAGAAACAGAGAAGAAAAGUAUCAAGCCCAUGUGCGAUAUUUUACCGCAUUUGUUGGCGGAGUGUUACUCGUUACAAACUGCCCACAAGGAGGGCGAUGCCGCUAAAAUAGAACGUCAUCUUACUAAAAUAAGGGAAUUGUCAUUUUACUUAGCUAAGCACACGAAGGACAUACUAACGAGAUAUUCAUCCGCGCAAUGAUUAAUUCCAGUGUUUUGAUUCCUUAUUUAUUACGAAUAACAGUAAGCUAUUAAUUGUUUCUCAAAAGUUUUAACAAGUGUUAUGAUGGAAUGUGCAAUUUGAAUAAUUGUUUUUAAAAAUGUUGCUCCAGAUUGUUUUAAAUUUUAACUUAUUGCGAUUGUUCGUAGCUAAUAGACUGAUUGUAUCUGUUUAUCCAUCAUUGAAUUGACAUAAGGUGCUAAAAUCUACAUCACUGUUGCCAGUUUAUCUUCCAUACGGUUAUGUCAAUAGAUUUUAUUUGUAUAAAAGUGACUGAAAUAUUCUAUAUUAUUAUAAAGACAGUAUAUACUAAUAAGAGAAGCUUUUAUAUAAUCCAAUAAAUAAUUUUAAUUAA
Tribolium castaneum (red flour beetle) is the source of this 2425-nucleotide messenger RNA. RefSeq names its product G protein-coupled receptor kinase interacting ArfGAP (gene Git). Gene Ontology annotation, biological process: brain development; synaptic vesicle recycling; regulation of G protein-coupled receptor signaling pathway. Gene Ontology annotation, cellular component: synapse. Lineage: Eukaryota; Metazoa; Arthropoda; Insecta; Coleoptera; Tenebrionidae. Bases 148 to 2052 code for a protein of 634 amino acids. The transcript has 10 exons. The record is from RefSeq and is a predicted model, not a curated record. Gene Ontology annotation, molecular function: GTPase activator activity; small GTPase binding.